AUGCCUCGUCUCGGUGAUGAUGGCCUGGAGGAGGAGGAGACCCUCCUCUCGUACAGCACCAAGAAGACGCGCCGCAUAGUACACGGCUUCAUGGACUUUGCGACUCAGGGGAACAUCCUGGAGAUCGCCUUCGGAUUGAUCGUCGCCGCGGCCUUCACAAACGUGGUGACCAGCUUCGUCAGCGACAUCCUGCUGCCGCCGCUGUCGGUGCUGCUGCCGCUCAACGCGAACCUGGACCUCAAGUUCGCGGUACUGCAGGCGGGGCCCGGCUACUACAGCCAGCCGCACGGCUACAGGACCAUCGAGCAGGCGCAGGCCGACGGCGCCGUCGUCAUGGCCUACGGCGUCUUCCUCAACAAGACGCUCAACUUCAUCGGCCUCGGCACCGCGCUCUACGCCCUCGCCGGCCUGUACCAGUACCUGAGCAAGGACCCCAUCAUCAAGCACAUGGUCAAGUGCCGCUACUGCCGGAAGAGGGUGAAUGAGAAGCACAUGGCAUCAGGGGCAGAGGCCGAAGCUGCUAUGAAUCCCGUCUCGAAUCUCGCCCUAACCUAG
Molecule: messenger RNA, 555 nt
Organism: Diaporthe amygdali
Lineage: Eukaryota; Fungi; Ascomycota; Sordariomycetes; Diaporthales; Diaporthaceae
Product: large conductance mechanosensitive channel protein
Exons: 3
Coding region: 1-555 (184 amino acids)
Biological process (GO): monoatomic ion transport; intracellular water homeostasis
Molecular function (GO): mechanosensitive monoatomic ion channel activity
Source: RefSeq, a predicted model, not a curated record